AGGCGACGCCGAACGCGAACGCCGGCCCCCGGCUGCCAGCAGCGGGUAGACCCGAAAAGGGCCCUCGGCGGGCGGGACCGAUCUCGGCGGGCGCGGGGGCGCUGGACAGGGGUGCCAUGGAGGACGACGAAGAGGAGAUCACCGCAGCCACGCUGCGGAUCAAGCCCCGGCCGCCGCCCCUCUCGGCGCUCUCCGCCUUCAGCUACGUCCCCCCGCGGCGCCUGGACCCCAAGGAGCACAGCUACUACUACCGCCCGAGCAAGACAGGAAUCAUUUCACUGUACGACUGUGUUUUUAACCAGAGCCCUGGCUACAAUCAGAAGCUGCACCGAGAUGACAGAGAACAUGCAAAGAGCCUGGGCCUUCACGUGGACGAGGAGGAGCGCCAGCGGCCCGUGGGAGUGCUGACAUCCUCUGUCUACGGGAGACGCGUCCACCAGCCCGUGGAGCCCCUGAACCGGGACCAUGGCCACGUCAACCACAUGAAGUCUGACUUCUACCGGAAGAACGACAUCCCCGGCUUGAAGAGUCCCAGCUUCGGGCACGUGUCUCCGGCCUGACGCCCCUGCUGUGGCCUGGACGGCAGGGGGACCAGCCCUGCGGCGAAGACCCUGACCGGAGGCCUCCGAUCCCUGUGACGACCAUGUCGCGUGAUCGUGUCCACUGAAAUGACGCUGGACACUGAGCCACGGUGCGCGCGUGAAUAAAAGGUAAACUGUUCCCACUG
Molecule: messenger RNA, 727 nt
Organism: Suricata suricatta (meerkat)
Lineage: Eukaryota; Metazoa; Chordata; Mammalia; Carnivora; Herpestidae
Gene: CFAP90
Product: chromosome 6 C5orf49 homolog
Exons: 3
Coding region: 117-560 (147 amino acids)
Source: RefSeq, a predicted model, not a curated record